AUGUUAGACAAGUUUGGCAUGAGUAUAUCGAAAGUUGUGAGUACUCCAUUAUCGAAUCUUUUUAAGAUUUCAUUGGAUCAAUGUCCAAAGAUAGAUGCAGAAGUUGAGUAUAUGUCAAAUGUCCCUUAUGCUAGUGUUGUUGGUUGUUUAAUGUAUGUUAUGGUCUGUACUAGACUAGAUUUGGCACAAGCUGUAAGUCAAGUCUGUAAGUUUAUGUCCAAACCAGGAAAGCGUCAUUGGGAAACAGUCAAGUGUAUUUUCAUGUACUUGAAGGGUACAAUGAGGUAUGGUAUUAUGUUUAGCAGUAAACAGGGUAAUCCAUCAGUCGUAGGAUAUGUUGAUUUAGACUAUGUUAGUGAUAUGGAUGAUAGGAGGUAUAUAACAUGGUAUGUCUUUACUUUAGCAGGAGGACAUAUUUGUUGGAAAUCAUCGGUUCAAUAUAUAUUGGCCAUGUCGACAACUGAAGCAGAAUACACGACGACGGGAGAAGCUGUCAAAGAAGCCUUAUGA
Molecule: messenger RNA, 510 nt
Organism: Vicia villosa (hairy vetch)
Lineage: Eukaryota; Viridiplantae; Streptophyta; Magnoliopsida; Fabales; Fabaceae
Product: secreted RxLR effector protein 161-like
Exons: 1
Coding region: 1-510 (169 amino acids)
Source: RefSeq, a predicted model, not a curated record